Messenger RNA from Malaclemys terrapin pileata, 2606 nucleotides. It is a transcript of the gene LRRC72, whose product is annotated as leucine rich repeat containing 72. Lineage: Eukaryota; Metazoa; Chordata; Testudines; Emydidae. The coding region runs from base 128 to 874 and encodes 248 amino acids. The record is from RefSeq and is a predicted model, not a curated record. Gene Ontology annotation, molecular function: protein binding. The transcript has 9 exons.
CUGGUCUCUCCCUCUGGAUGCAUCUUGUGUUCCCCACCGGCAGACGGGCUGCCACUAGGCCACUCGAGAGCCACACUCAGCUUUGGCAAUAGAAAAUCAGCUAAAGAUAUGUGGCUUUAAGAGGGAUAUGGAUGUCUCAGUGUUGUACCUUGCUGGACAGGGACUAAAAGAAGUCCCUAAUCUGUCACGAUUUCAAACCUUAAGGUAUUUGUGGCUUAACAACAAUAAGAUCCAGAAGCUAACAUUCUUGAUCAAUAAUUAUCGCGUGACAGAACUCUACCUCAACAAUAAUGAGCUCACAGAUAUAGCAGGGGCUCUGAAACAUUUGCAUGCAUUGCAGAUCUUGUUGCUUCACAACAACCAGCUGAAAAACCUUGACACAACAGUGAAGGAACUAAAGGGAAUGAUAAGUCUGCAGACCCUAAAUCUAUUUCACAACCCUCUGUCACAAGAUCCAGGGUACCGUCUUUAUGUGACAUACUUCCUUCCCUCAGUACAGCUCCUCGACAGGAAGAAAGUUACUCAAAAAGAAAGGGAAUCAGCUUUACAUAUUUACAACCAUGAAAGGUCCCGUGUUCUCCAGUCUAUAGGUUUUGGAAAGAGAAUAGAUAUGCCAUUGGUGACUAAGACAGUAUCUACCAGAAGCACUCCAUGUGCCAAAAGUUUGCUGCUGUCUCCAGGUUAUGAAGUUGCAAAUCACAUAAAUAAAGUUCCAUUUGAGAACCCUGAAGAUGCUGUUUUUGUGAGGGCAAUGAAGAGAUCUAUAAUGGAAUUUUCCUCUGUGGACUGGAAUAAAAUACCCACCUGUCUAGGAAUAUGCCUUGAAAACAAACCAGAAGAACCCCAUGAGAAACUGACAGUCAAAUUCAGAUAACUGUUUGGUUCCUUAAGAAAAUAUGUACCUUCAUGUUGGAUAUUAAACUUUUAUUGUAAGUUAAUAUCCAUAAGACAUGUAUGCUAUAACUUAUGCUUGAUUAAAAGAACUUUCAGCAGGAAAAAUUUAAAUUCAUUUCCUUUAAUCCCAAAUGUGGGGAUUCAAGGAUUAAAGUUAGAAAAUGCUGGUCACAGAUUUGCUAUAACUUUAUCAUAAUGUUGUCACUAAUUGAAUUCUCAUGAGUACCAAGUCUGGUGUGACAAAUUAACAAAGCAAACCUGUACAUUAAUUUUUAGGACACUAAGGAUGAAUAUAUUCAUCUUUAAUAGUCUUUGCUGGUGACCUCCUCUUUUCUAAAUUAAUCAGGCUUCUCUUACUACCUUAGUUUCUAACACUUCCAGGUCAGAUUAAGACUUCAUGUGGCCUAUCUCUUUCCCAAAUGAAGUUACUGCAAGGUUCUCUGUGUAUAAGUUUGUUAUAUAGUCCUUAUCACAGUUAUCUUAAUUUUUUCCCCAUUCCUAACUCCUGCUACAAUCCACUUUUGUCCUUUGCUGAUUGCUGUUUCAAAGGAAAGUGUUUGGAACUGGCAGCAGGGAAAGCUAAUUACAUUAGGAAUGUAGAGAAGAGGCAAGGUAAGUCCACGCUGGUUUCUUACAAGAGUCCCAACAUUUCUUACCUCCUGUUAGCCAGAAACCUUUCUUGGCAAUUGUUCUCAAAGUGGUCAAGCUGAAACACUAGGAAUUAGCCAGACAGAGGUGUUAAUCACUCCUCAUGGGAAAACUCUACUGCACUUUUCUCAUAGAGAACCUCCUGAGCUGUUCCAUCAAAGGAAAGGCAGGAUUUAUCUCCCAGUGUAUGUGGGGUAGGGGAGAGCUUUUGGUGGAUCAGAGAGCUAUAAUUGAGUCCACAGAGACUAGCCUGCAUCCCAGCAGUUAAACACUGUAGGUGCUUUAUCCCAGGAUGUAUAGUUAGAAGGGAUCUAAUAUUUUAUCUCACAGCACAAUGAAGCUGAGUGUGGUGUAGAAGAAAAUGUUCAGUCUCCAGGGAAGAGGGAAGUACAUUGCACUGGGACAGUUGCAAUGUAAGGUUACACUCUGAUUUACCCAAUGACAGAAGUAAAUUUCAUUUUAAAUUCUCUGAAGAUUUUGUGUGCACUGAGCAUACUCCAGCCUAGGACUAUAGGGACCCAGGCAUGACUUUCCCUCUAAUUGCUCCUCCCCACUGCCAGGGACCCAUGUGCCACCAAGCAUUGGAACUGACAGCAAGGAGACUGUCUCUCCUAUGCUCUCAAUGCUCCCCCUGCUAAUAUGGAAGAGAAGGAAGAAGCUGCCUGACUGAAGAGAGGUGCAUGUGGGGAAGGUGGCUUGUGGGAGCCAGAGGGUGAGGAGGAACAGAGUGGGGACAGCAGGAACAGGAGCUAGUGGAGGAGACAGGAGCUGUAGUGGGGUGCAAGGAGAGAGAGAGGGGCUGAAGAGGUAUAUAGGCACAGAACAGGAGGAGGGCAAAAACCAGAGGAUGGAGGGGAUUAGAUAGAAGCAGAGAGGGGCAGGGGCAAGAGCCAAGUGGGGGAUUGGAUAGGAGCAGAAAGGGGGGGGGGGGAAAGAGAGGCAGGAUCCAAGGUGGGGGGUAGAUAGAAGGAGAUAGAGAUAGAGCCAAGGUGGGAUGAACAGAAGUAGAGGCAUACCCCUGCUACCCAUCUCCCCCUUCACUCCCCCCCCCCCGAGGCAGCCCC